Messenger RNA from Nelumbo nucifera (sacred lotus), 950 nucleotides. RefSeq names its product small ribosomal subunit protein cS23-like. Gene Ontology annotation, biological process: translation. The record is from RefSeq and is a predicted model, not a curated record. Lineage: Eukaryota; Viridiplantae; Streptophyta; Magnoliopsida; Proteales; Nelumbonaceae. Gene Ontology annotation, cellular component: ribosome. Gene Ontology annotation, molecular function: structural constituent of ribosome.
AUCCCUAGGACCCUUAUCCUUUCCUCAGUUCCUGACUCGGACUCGCCAAAGCGCAUCACAACCCAACACAGCGAAAAGAUAGCAUGGCUUCUUCUCGCUCAUAGAAUCUCUCUCUCUCUCUCUCUCCGAAAGGAUCUAUGGCGAUUCAACCUGGCGUUAAUGGAACAGCUCUCGCACACUCAUUUCCUCCUCUAAAACUCGGUUUCAAGCCCUUCACAGCAUCAAUCUCCAUAAAGCCAAAGUCCACUCCGUUACAUCUAUUGCCACUUUCCGAAUUAAAACAAAGACCUAACAGAAGAGAACUGAGACUAUCCGCUUCGGUUGCUGCAGCUGAAGCCGUUGAAGAAGAAACAUCCAACGAUGACUCAGCUCCCGAACCCCUCGAAGAAAAAGAGAAGCUUGGAGUGGCUGUCAAGCCGAUGGAGAAACCAAGGCUUGUAUUGAAGUUCAUUUGGAUGGAGAAGAACAUUGGUAUUUCGCUCGACCAGAAGAUACCGGGCCAUGGCACCAUCCCUCUAAGCCCUUACUACUUUUGGCCGAGGAAGGACGCCUGGGAAGAACUUAAGUCCUUGUUGGAGAGAAAACCAUGGAUAUCUCAGAAGAGGAUGAUUAUCCUUCUUAAUCAGGCUACUGACAUCAUCAAUUUAUGGCAACAAAGUGGCGGCAAUUUGUCGUAAACAGUAACUUCAUAAAAAUAAUAUAUUUCAGCACAUAUCCCUGUUGUAGCUUAUUUUUUUGCUUAGUUGAAGACUUCAAGUUUUGUGUUACUCUAAACUGGAGCAUUAUAGUUCUUGGGCUUCUUGUAUUUUAUUUCAUCUGAUUUUAGUGAAAUCUCGACUUUUGUCAGCUUCUAGGUUGCUGUAAAACCACAUUCGUCUAAAUGGCCUUGCUAUGUAUUGGCAAUGUAUGAGCACUUGGUUCUUAGUGACGAAACUUGGCUAUUUUUGGUA